GUUUUUUUUAUGUUAUUAUUUUUAUAAUGCUUUUACUUCGGCAGUCAGUAGUUCGAAGAAGAUUUUUCUCGGUUCUGACAACGCACACGCGAUUAGCGGUAUUGCUUGAAAUGACUGGGCCAUCACUCAUUUUUUCCAAUGAUGUUUUAAAGGAAAGUAUACACAAGUUUAGAAGAUUCGAGGAAGUUUUUCGGUUGCUGAGGGAGAGAGUGAGAGUAAUGAAGCGGGACGAGGGGGAAGGUAGCCGGGGCAACGGGGGUGAAUAGGAAGAGGAGGAGAUCAAGGAGAGGCGUGGAUUGAAUUGCGUGCUCUCGGAAGGUCGGUUUAGUCUGUGAUUUAGCCAGACAACUAAUGAGCGACGCUACCACGUUGCUUCGACGAGAGCACAGACACGGCUAGUUUGGGGCGCAGGGUUUCUGGCCUUGAGCUUGUUGCGAUUUCGGUGCUGAUCGAGUCCAUUUACUUGUGACGAGGGAGGAAAUUUGUGUACAUUACACCACACUACCCCCGGACUGGCUGAUGCGUGACGUGACAGACUCCCUCUGGUCCUACUGACGGACCUUUGCUGGUCCAGUUUGUCAGUGUCCCUGCCAUGUCAGUGUCGCCUUGGCCAAGAUUUUGGGAGUAUAAGACAUCAAUCACCAGUGUCUCCUCCUGUGAUUCGAGUUAGACUUCCGCGACUGCCUUCAAAUUUAUCGUCCAGUUGAGGACCGUUGCGUUCCGCGAAUAAUUGCGGCUUUGUUUCUUGCUGAAUCUGCCCUGCACUUCAACGAUCCAAAACUCCACUGUCCGUUUGCGUGGCGUGGAACUAAAUUUCCAGUUUGUUACUUUCAAUGUAUUGGAGUUAGAGUGCCUUAUACAGACGAACGGCAAUUUCGUUAUGCAGAGUGGAGAGAGCUAAUAUUUUCUUUCGUUUGAGUUAAAUCACCUUUUUCGGUAGAUCUGUUGAAUAUAAAAUUUAUUUAGAUAUUUGAAAUAUGUCCGUGGUAGUAGGGGUAAUACUGUGAAAGUAGUUCGCUAAAAUCAUUGUUGCGGAGCCGUAGGCAGAUUUUACAAUGGUACUUAAAGUGAGUGAGGUUAGCGGAGGUCUUGAUAGAUAUCACGGAGAAUUUGAAGGUACAGAAGGUUUGCUUCGGGCAAGUUUUCCCAAUUUCGGAGAGAGUUUGGUUGGAGGAGUUACCUUGAGGGCUAAGCGGUCAGCAGUCGGCGCUGAGCCUUCAACCGCGUCGUGCGGGUCAACCUUGUCAGUGUCUUCUGUACUGUCUACAUCUCCUUCAAAGCCAUCAGUUAUGAGUUCGAGCUCUGUCUUCUCGAAGCCUAUUCCUAUCCUUCUACAGAAAAAGCAAAGUCCUUACACAGAAAAGAGCCAAUUUCAUACAUGGAUCGGUGCAAUGAGGGCUCAGUCACCCCCCCUUGUUCACUCACAGAAUGGAGAUACUCCUGACGCUUUCGAUCUGGAAGCUUCUGUUUAUAAAUCUUGGCUUGAAAGUCAUCCAUCAGCGCUAACCUCGUUUGAAAGAGUCAUCAAGCAUUCGCACAAGAAGCAGAUUGUGGUCUUUCUUGACUACGAUGGUACGCUGUCACCCAUAGUGGAGGAUCCUGAACGGGCUUUCAUGUCAGCUGAGAUGCGAGCAACUGUGAAGGAGCUGGCAACUUGCUUCCCAACCGCAGUUAUCAGUGGAAGAUCUCGACCGAAGGUGUUUGAGUUUGUGCAAUUGACAGAACUAUAUUACGCUGGAAGUCAUGGCAUGGAUAUCAUGGGACCUGCAAAGAGUUCAGAUGGGUAUCGAGUGAAGGGAAUAAAGUCUAGAGACAAGAAGGGAAAUGACAUUGUUUCAUUUCAGCCAGCUAAUGAGUAUUUGCCACUCAUAAACAAGGUGUAUAAUGCGUUGAUCGAAAGUACCAAAGCGAUCAAGGGCGCAAGCGUGGAGCACAAUAAAUUUUGCGUGACAGUUCAUUUCCGCCGUGUAAAAGAGGAGUAUUGGGAGUCACUUGCAGAGCGGGUGGGCUGUGUUUUGAAAGAUUUUCCGACUUUAAGCUUGACACAUGGCAGGAAGGUUCUCGAAGUUCGUCCUUCGAUUUCAUGGGAUAAAGGAAAAGCUGUCGACUUUCUUCUCAAGUCUCUGGGAUACAAAGACACAAGUGAUGUAAUUCCUCUGUAUCUCGGAGAUGAUAAGACUGAUGAAGAUGCUUUCAAGAUGAUCAAUGCAACAAAGCAUGGCUGCAGUAUUUUGGUAUCUUCUGUUCCCAAAGCAAGUGAUGCAAUGCUUUCUCUUCAGAAUCCAUCCGAGGUUAUGGAAUUUUUGUGCAGGCUCGUGCAGUGGAAAAAGUGGGGGUUGGAAAACCGAAAUAACAUUCAAGUGGAUGUGUUUAACUUCAACUAGAUACCGCGGCUUUUUAUUUUUAUAUAAAACUGGGCCAAGCCGUGCUCCAAAGUGUCCUGUGUGUACAGCCACCUACCAUGGUCACAAUGGCCUCAAACCACUCAUCUUACCAAGUAAAACUUCUAUAUAAACAUACAACUUCUCUGUCAGCUCAUCCGGACACAAGCCCAGCUUUUCCAAAGCCCACUGUUCGUAAAGUUAGUAAUUACCUAAUCUCCAGAUCUUACUUGUUCAAGAAACAAUCGGCAUUGAAGGCUUUGCGCAAGAACCCCUGGGAGUUGGCGAAAGAUCAACUCACAAACUCAAAUUUGCGUAGAAGCAGAGGUUAGGUGAAACCCCAGACAAAAUCUGUAACAUUAAUUGGACGGACCUUUUUGCUGGUCAGAAUCAAAUCCAAGAAGAUGGAAUCAGGUCAAGUAAACUAUGCCUGGCGACCUGCAGAUGAAUCGUCAUCAAAAUUCUUAGCCCAACAUUGAGGCGUACAUUCUCUGUUGACAUAUUAAACAGUCACAAAUAUAGCACCCUGAAGCUGCUGAGUUAGUGAGGUCUUCGCUUUCAAGCGAGAUAUUUUUGGAGAACUGUUAUCUUCAUGCAUUACAACGUCGCAUGUUCGGGCAGUUUGUGCAAUUUUAUGCCAUCCUCAGGCAAAGCUUCAGUAUUCCUACUCUGAUAUCUAUAGAUUCUAGAUUCCUGCCUGCAGGUCAUCACAGCACCCAAGAUCUUUUUUCUUUGGAUAACGCACUCUUGUAAGAACCCUGAGUUCACUUGCUGCAAUUACUUACCUCCGCAGAGGUGAAAUGCACUUUUACAAUACUUGCUUCGAAAGUGAAUUAGAUUAUAAAACCUAGCAUGAACUUAACAACCGUGAUUACUAAAUAAAGCUACAUCAAGUUCCUGGUC
Physcomitrium patens is the source of this 3284-nucleotide messenger RNA. Its product is annotated as putative trehalose-phosphate phosphatase C. The record is from RefSeq and is a predicted model, not a curated record. Gene Ontology annotation, biological process: trehalose biosynthetic process. Gene Ontology annotation, molecular function: trehalose-phosphatase activity. Lineage: Eukaryota; Viridiplantae; Streptophyta; Bryopsida; Funariales; Funariaceae.